AUGUGUAAGAUUAAGAUAUUUGCAUUUAUCUUGUGUUGCAAUGGAGGGAGUGUUGGUUCCUGUGUGUUCAUCCUCUGCAACUCUUAAACCCAAAAUCUCCAUUCCCCAACGCUCUUCUUUUAUUUCUUCACUACCAACCAACUGUUCCUUCCCUCAAAACGUAGCGUUUUCCCUUCGUAACACUCUCCGAAGUUCCACCUCCGCACUCGCCCAGCAUGAAGCUCCGGUUCUGGGAAAACCCGACAACAACUCCGUACCUGCUCUUCCCAAAAUCGACAAGACUGGGCGAUUCUGCAGCCCCAGAGCGGCCAGAGAACUCGCACUCUCCAUUAUUUAUGCCGCAUGUUUGGAGGGAAUGGAUCCUGUUCGGCUUUUCGAGAAACGGAUGAAUGCGCGGCGAGAGGCCGGAUAUGAAUUUGACAAGAAAAAGUUGUUGGAGUAUAAUCAUAUGAGUUUUGGAGGGCCACCUGCUACUGUUGAGUCGGAUGAAGAGGCAAAUGAGCUGCUGCGGCACAUUGAAGAAGAGUCUGCCAUUGAGGCAGAAGUCCUUACAGCUCCACCAAGGUUGGUAUAUAACAACCUGAUUUUGAGAUUCACUAGGAAACUAUUGGUUGCAGUCAGGGAUACGUGGGACAAUCAUGUCUUGGUUAUUAACAAGAUCGUCCCUGAAAAUUGGAAGAUGACUUCUAUGUUACUGAUGCUGCCAAUCCUGAUCAAUGAUUUGUUACACGAAGUUGAAGCACCUUGAAAAAAGUGGGAAAUAGAUAAAGGUCAAUGGUGAAACAAUGCAAUAGUUUACAAUUUUGAAUUUUAUAUAAAGACAGAAUGAGAAGAAAAAAAAUCUCAUGCAAAAAUGGUUGGUUAUCUUGCCCUAGCUAUAUUUGUCAUCCAUAGGAACAAUGCAAUAAUUUACAAUUUCAAAUUAAAAGGCAGAACGACAAGAAAAAAGUCUCCUGCAAAAAUGGUCAUAGCUAAGCUUAUUAAUUCAGAGAGGCAUGGGUUGAGUCAUGCUCCGUUUCAUAUAUCUCUCCUGUCACCAAUUAUUACACAUAAUGUAUAUUCCUUUUUCUUAUUCUUGUAAAUAUAUGAUGUACAUAUUAUAAGAAUUUAGACUGCUGAGCGAAAACCACGCAAGCAAUUCACUUGAUUCUUCUCUAUUAUUUUCCUGGGCUGUAUCCAUUUUCGUAAGUCCUCUGUUAAUAGCUUACUCUUUUUAGAAAAUUGGUUGUUGACAUGAUAUCAGAGUUUCCAUGACCAAGUUGUCGAGAAUUUGAUGCUCGCUCCCAUUUUGUAGAGAAAAUGAGCAAUUUCAUAAGAAGUUAGGGUAUGCUAGUUUGUUUGUCCACGCUUCAAGCCCAAAGAAGUGAAGAACUCCUGGGGGGAUGGGUUGGGUGGGGUGGGGGGGGGACAUGUUAGAUAUGAAGACAUUCUUGGGACUUCGCCUAAUAGCUUGAUCUUUUGUUAUAGUUUGAUCUUGAUAGGGGAAGUUACUGGUUCAACACCUGGAGAUAAUUUAUGGUAGAUGGCAUAUUUUCCCAUUCAUACCCAUCAUUCCCCUUCUUCGUUUAAUAUACAAAACAUGACACAUCUACUAUUGAAAG
Vigna radiata var. radiata (mung bean) is the source of this 1601-nucleotide messenger RNA. RefSeq lists its product as uncharacterized. Gene Ontology annotation, biological process: DNA-templated transcription termination; regulation of DNA-templated transcription. Lineage: Eukaryota; Viridiplantae; Streptophyta; Magnoliopsida; Fabales; Fabaceae. The transcript is spliced from 6 exons. Gene Ontology annotation, cellular component: chloroplast. Gene Ontology annotation, molecular function: RNA binding. The record is from RefSeq and is a predicted model, not a curated record. Bases 41 to 748 code for a protein of 235 amino acids.